Parascedosporium putredinis is the source of this 1212-nucleotide messenger RNA. The record is from the annotation of a GenBank genome assembly. NCBI's taxonomy places the organism in Eukaryota, Fungi, Ascomycota, Sordariomycetes, Microascales, Microascaceae.
AUGGAUAUAAAUAUUCGGCUUUACGUUCAGCGACCUGGGCCGUUCCGCUUCUUCUCGUUACCUGCCAAGCUCGUUUGCUCUACUCUUUUUAGUGACUUUUGGUCGCCGCUCUGCCAUUCACCCCAUCCUCUUAUAGCCAAGGUAUCAAACAUGAAAUCUAGCUGCGCGCUCUCCACGUUAGCCGCGGCCUCCAUGCCGUGGGCCGCCCUAGCCUGCUCUAGAGUAGUCUACCACGCCGAAGUAGAUGACCGCAUCGUCAUUGGCCGCUCCAUGGACUUCGUUCAGGAUACCAAUACUACCAUCUGGGCCUUCCCCGCCGGCAUGAAGCGCAACGGCGCCAUCGAGGACAACCCGGUCGAGUGGACGUCCAAGUAUGGAUCCAUCACGGCCCUCAUGUACGAUAUCGUGUACUCCGAGGGCUUGAACACCGAGGGCUUAACGAGCAGCAUCCUGUACCUCGGCGGUAGCGACUACGGUGAGCGCAACUCUUCCGAACCUGGAAUCUUCAUCGGCCUUUGGCUCCAGUAUGUCCUCGACAACUACGCCACCGUCGAGGAGACCGUCAACGACCUUUGCUCUGGGGAAAAGAUUCAGGUCGUCAAGAAAGCGUUCCUCGAUGGCGUUAAUAGCGUCGGCCACCUCAUCGUGACUGACAAGGGCGGUGACAACGUCAUUAUGGAGUACAUUGACGGCAAGCUUAACUGCUUCCACUCUUCAGAGUAUGAUGUCGUCACCAACGAACCCACCUACCCCGAGCAGCUCGCCAUCAAUACGUACUGGGAACCUAUCUCCAACUGGACACUCCCUGGAAGCGCCCGACCUGCUGACCGCUUCGCCAGACUCUCGCAUUACAACCAGUAUGUCCCCGGCGCCAACGAUAGCGAGACCGCCGUUGCGUACGCCGCGGGCAUGAUCCGGGCCGUCAGCGAUCCUAUGGUCCCCAAUGAAAUGAUUUUUGCCGCUGGCGAAAACGACAUCUGGCCCACCCUGUGGAGGACGUAUAUCGAUGUUCAGUCUAACGAUAUGUACUAUGAGAGCGCCACCAGCCCGAUGUCCUUCUGGUGGGACGUCGAUGCCUUUGAUCUUGGCGUCGGUGGCCCUCUCCGUAGCCUCAAGGUCAGCGGCGUGCCUUGGCAAGAACGCAUGGGCGAGGUGACCAACGCAUUUGUCGACACGGAUGAGCCUCCCGCCGUCGGUCACCGGAAGCCUUGA